Messenger RNA from Scutellospora calospora, 211 nucleotides. The record is from the annotation of a GenBank genome assembly. Lineage: Eukaryota; Fungi; Glomeromycota; Glomeromycetes; Diversisporales; Gigasporaceae.
UCUCGCUUUUUAUGAGACUAAAGGAGGCAAUCAAGAUAAGGCCAAGCUGGAACACGCAAAGUCGACUGGUUAUGAACGCAAAGUUCGUGCUUAUCUUGAUAGUCAAGGUAUGGUCAAGCUGGAACACGCAAAGUCGACCGGUUAUGAACGCAAAGUUCGUGCCUACCUUGACUGUCUUCGGGGGCUAGCUGGGAAACCUCCUCUCAACUGA